AUGAGGAGACCCGCAUUCGUUUAUACCGUUUUAGGGUGCAUAACUAUUGUUUCGGCAGUGGAUUACGCGCCAGUUCAAGAUACCUGGUGCCAAUUCGCCGGCAUUGACAAGGCCUGCCAAAGAGUCCGGGAGACAGCCGAUCGCUCCGUCUCUGAAGCCAACAUUUGCUGCAAACAUUUCGACUCAGCAGACCCAGGCAAGCUUCAGCACGAGACCCCUUCAUAUACGGAACUUCCGACCUCGAUCGUUGUCCCAGAGUCCUCUAGAGCCGCUGGAUUGUCGUCAAAUGGCCCUGAGCUGUCGACGUUGGAUACAGAAACAACUGUCGCGCAAUCAGGCUCUGUGACGCAAUCGCUUAACCCGAUAACUGAGCCUGUGAUUGAUGAAGGCGUCACCUCUUCAUUGUCAACAGAGCUUAACCCUAUCACUAGUACAGAUGCCAUCCCAACCUCAAGUGGUUUCGUCGAGUCGGUCGGACGCUCCGUCAUAUUCCGAAUCUCUGUUGUCGACAACCAGAAACGCAGCACGAACAAGCGACAAGCCAUUGGGGGUUUUGUUGGGAAUGACAACCCACAAAGCUGUACAUUCGCUGCAACCUUCAACCUUACCAAAGGUCAGUUGUUUGAAGGCGGUGCAGCUAUUUACUACUCAGGCGAGAGCUACAAGGAAUUAUCAGGUCUGGAUUUCCCAUCUAGUGGGUCUAUUACACAGACAUUUGAAGAUACCGGUCGGCUUGUGUUUAGGAACUCAGCUUUGCCAAAUGGUAAGGCGGGUUUCUGUCAGACCCCUGAUGGUAUCGUCUAUGUAACUUUUACCAAUGGACCCGUUGGGUGCAUAUCUGUCGAACUUGUUGUAUAUGACGUUACACAAUGUCAAGAUGGUCGGCUCAUUGGCGAUGAUGACGAGACUGCGAUACUCUCUGACACAAUCCCUCAAGACACAGCCACACCUAGGGAGACUGAUCCCCCGAUGACUUCUGUUAUCGAGGAUACUACCACUGUGCGAGUCUCAUACAGCUCCAACGAUUUUAUGACCCAAUCUGAAUUAAUUGGUACCUCCCUCACUUCUGAUCUCGGGGCGUCCGACAUGGCUUCCUCAGAAACUCCCCAGCUACCUGCUUCGUCAAAGUCAGCUGCAACAUCUAUCUCGCAUUCAGGAUCAACAGCUACCCCCGACGUGCAGCUACCGAUUGGGUCUGAUCUCACUUCUUUUUCAAGUACCACAGAUGCGCCAGAUGGUACAUCUUCUAUCCCCUCAACCCAAGUCGACACUACCCUCACAAAGGGUACCCUUACAGACACUAUCGCCACGGACACUACUGUUAUAGAUACUAUCUUGAUAGAUACAACCAACACAGAUACAACUAUUAUAGAUACUGUCUUAAAGGAUACAACUACUAUAGACCCAACCAUUAUGGAUAGAACCAUCACGGAUACAGCUAUUACAGUUACUGCUAUCAUGGAUGUUACCAUCACAGAUACUACUACCAUUGACAUUACGUUGUUGACUACGGGCACCAUUGGCAUGGACUUUACAACUGGAGAUACCACAGAUAUUACUACCACAGCUGCUAGUACUGCGACUGCAGAUGCCUCGGCCACGAGCCCAGGCACCGCGAACCCCGCCUGCACCGAUACCAAUAACCCAUACACAGCUUCUAAUGGCGUCACCUUUACCCUCGCCUGCAAUACCUUCAUCGGCGCUGCAUUGCUUCAGAACCCCUACUUGAGUGACUUCAUUCCAUGCCUGCAGGCUUGCUCGAAGAUUCAAGCCUGUCUUGGAAUAUCAUUGUAUAGAAGCAGUUCCAUCAAUUCCUACUGUUACUUGUGGUCGUUUUUCGACGCCGGAUCUGCCGAGGAUAGCGACAGUUGGGAUAUUGCCUUCAAAGAUGCCGUCAUCGCCGACACAACUACCGCGGCUCCAGGUACCGAGACAACGGAUACCACCACCGCAGAUAGCAUCACCGCAGAUACUACCACUGCAGAUACUACUACUGCAAACAGUGUUACCACAGAUACCACAGAUACCACUACUGCAGAUACUACUACUAUAGACACCACUACUGCAAACAGCAUCACCGCAGACACCACCACUGCAGAUACCACCACUGCAGAUACCACCACUGCAGAUACCACCACUGCAGAUACCACCACUGCAGAUACUACUACUGCAAACAGUGUUACCACAGAUACCACUACUGCAGAUACUACUACUGCAGAUACUACUACCGCAGAUAUUCCUACUAGCGAUGCUACCACCCCAGCCGCCCCGACGGAGACCUCUGGUCUCUUAACCUGCGAAGAUCUCAGCAGCCCCCUGCAAGUUGGCGAUGACACUUAUGACAUUUUCUGCAAUGGGUUUAGGUUCCUCACAGCAGCUACAGAUUUUGUAACCGCCAGCUUCCUUGACUGCAUCCAGGCCUGUAGUCAGAAUGAUAACUGCAUUGGAGUUGUUUAUGUUGAACCUAACUUGAGAUGCUACUUGGCCUUUGCCUAUUAUAGCAAAGACUUUCUUGCGGCGGAUGGAUACCAUCUUGCGAUCAGACAGAGAACUUAA
Molecule: messenger RNA, 2556 nt
Organism: Fusarium coffeatum
Lineage: Eukaryota; Fungi; Ascomycota; Sordariomycetes; Hypocreales; Nectriaceae
Exons: 4
Coding region: 1-2556 (851 amino acids)
Source: RefSeq, a predicted model, not a curated record